Messenger RNA from Acanthoscelides obtectus, 1223 nucleotides. The record is from the annotation of a GenBank genome assembly. NCBI's taxonomy places the organism in Eukaryota, Metazoa, Arthropoda, Insecta, Coleoptera, Chrysomelidae.
CUGUAUUCUAAGGAAUAAAGCCUGCUUAUUUCAGUUUGACUGGCGUCAAGCGAAAUGUCAUUCGAUACUCAUUUUUUCAAGUUCGGAAAUUAGGGAAUGUGUUAUUCGUUGAGUAGCAUCAAAAUUUGUAAGGCAUCUCGCGCUUGAAAUGGCCCGCAGGCGUUCCAGGGGCUGCAAGAGACAAGGAAAAAGGGCAGCAAAACACGGGAAAAAUGUUCGACGUCGCGGCAAGAAAACGAAGGGGAAAAGAUGCAAGGAAGGUAGAAUAACCAUCAACCCUUUCCUCAACUUCUUGAGGGUCUUCAGAAAGAAGUAUUGCAACUGGCCCGUCAAGAAAGUCGCUAUAGAAGAUCUUUGCCAAUAAGUUUCAACGAUACCCAACCUUACGUCACCGCGGACUUGGAUAAAAAUGCGCAAAGUGUUGGUGUAAAAUGACCCUCGAGCAGAGGCGGAAAUUCUACAAAGAAGCUUGCCGACAGCAAAAAAAUGAACAAAAGUGCAAAGGGAUCUCCAACGAUAAAAGAAGACGUUCAAAGAGCUGCAGGAGAUCAGAGAAUGGCCUUGGGGGUAAGUCAAAAUCUAAAGGACGCAGAGAACGAUCUAGAAAGCGGAGACGAAGAUCAAGGAAGAGGGGAAUGUCUAGGCUCAAGAGGUCAGGAAGCAAGAGAACGAGGUCGAGGAGAAAGAGGUCGACGAGCAAGAGGUCAGCAUGCAUUAGGUUAGCGAGCAAGAGGAGGAGGUCAAGGAGAAAGCGGUCAGAGUGCAAGAGGUCGAAAGGGAGAGGAAGGGAAGGAAAAAAGAGGAGGAGCUCGAGAAGCAAGAAGUCGGGGAGCAGAAGAUCAAGGAGCAGAAGGUCAAUGUGCAAGAGGUCACGGAGUGGAAGGUCGAGGGGCAAGAGGACAGGGAGCAAGAGGUCGAGUAAAAGGUCACGAAGCAGAAGAUCUGGCAGCAGAAGAAGCGGUCGAGGCCGCAGUUGUAAAGCAGUUUCCGGGCCAGGAAUAUUCAGCACUAUCUUGGAGAAAGGAAAGAGUGUCUCGGUGGUGAUAGAUCCUAACAAAGGGAUCCUGUUCCAAAGUUGAAACUGUCUUGUCUGAUGCAGCGUUUAAAUUGAAUGCCUUAUUACCUACGUCAUCUAAUGAUAUUGUAUCUACAGGAUUUAAUAUAAAUUCUACGUGCUAACAUGCCUAUUUACUAUUUGUGUAGAAUAACGAUUCAGUAGGUAU